Messenger RNA from Penaeus chinensis, 558 nucleotides. Its product is annotated as visual pigment-like receptor peropsin. The record is from RefSeq and is a predicted model, not a curated record. NCBI's taxonomy places the organism in Eukaryota, Metazoa, Arthropoda, Malacostraca, Decapoda, Penaeidae. Bases 82 to 558 code for a protein of 158 amino acids. The transcript has 5 exons. Gene Ontology annotation, molecular function: G protein-coupled receptor activity. Gene Ontology annotation, cellular component: membrane; photoreceptor outer segment. Gene Ontology annotation, biological process: G protein-coupled receptor signaling pathway.
AGGAGCUCAAGUGAGGUGAUCCGCGCGCCUCGACCCGGGCGUGCACGUGUGAGAGAGACCGGCUUUGGCAGCGGAGGCAACAUGAACGAGGCCAGGGGUGACGUGGUGGAUCUUUACUCUGCCGAACACCAGAUGGCUCUGCUCAAUGGCUCAGGACACGAACCAAAACCCUGGGAACCCGUGUCUCCCAGCCAGCACACCUACGUAGGCAUCUACCUCAUUUUUAUGGGAGUGCUCGGGACCUUCGACAACGCUCUGGUGGUCGCCAUGUUCAUCAAGUUCCGAGUGCUGCUUACCCCGUCCAAUCUUCUGCUGCUGAACCUGUGCAUAACCGACCUCGGCAUCUGUCUGCUGGGUGGCUUUGCCUUCAGUGGCGUGUCUUCCCUGGCUGGAAGAUGGCUGUAUGGAGAUUUCGGGUGCCAGUAUUAUGCCUUCAUGGGUUUCCUCAUGGGUGUUGCCAACCUCACGACCCUCCUCAUGAUCGCCCUGGACCGCUACCUCGUCACCUGUCGACAUGAUUUACCCGUCCGGUCGUCCUUCAGGGUCCCUCGCCUUUAA